This is a messenger RNA of Aspergillus caelatus, 1320 nucleotides long. Its product is annotated as putative MFS monocarboxylate transporter. The transcript is spliced from 2 exons. The coding region runs from base 1 to 1320 and encodes 439 amino acids. Gene Ontology annotation, biological process: transmembrane transport. Gene Ontology annotation, molecular function: transmembrane transporter activity. The record is from RefSeq and is a predicted model, not a curated record. Lineage: Eukaryota; Fungi; Ascomycota; Eurotiomycetes; Eurotiales; Aspergillaceae. Gene Ontology annotation, cellular component: fungal-type vacuole membrane.
AUGCGUCGGUUUCCUCAACAUGAAAAUGUCGAACUUUCCAGCGACCUUGACGUGAGGUCUGCUGUGAGCGAACCUUUAGCGGACAAUCUCGAUGAAAGCCGAGCUGUGUCGGCCUUUCCAGAUGGUGGACGGCAGGCAUGGACAUGUUUACUAGGUUCAUUCUUAAUGAUGUUUCCCUCUUUUGGUUUCCAGACAGCCGUUGGGUCGGUUCAGGACUAUAUUAGCACUCAUCAACUCUCCGAAUAUAGCGUCAGUGAUGUCGGUUGGAUCACCGCCGUGCUGGUCUUCCUGACCCUAUUUCUGGGCGUCCAAGUCGGCCCGCUAUUCGAUCGCUACGGACCUAGAAUCCUCUUGAUCUGCGGAUCCCUUGGCAGCUUUACAUCUUAUAUUCUGCUAGCACAAUGCUCCGAGUAUUGGCAUUUCAUGCUAUGUCUGGGAGUCCUUGGAGGUGUAUCUGCCGCAGUCAUCACUACCGUAUCGAUCGCCGUUCUCAGCCACUGGUUCUAUCGCCGACGUGCCCUUGCAUCCGGCAUCUGCAUGGGCGGAUCGUCGGCAGGCGGUGCUAUUAUUCCAUUACUCCUACGAACCCUGCUUGCCAAGUACGGCUGGACCUGGGCGAUCCGAGCGAUCGCAUUCAUAGCACUGGGGUGCUACACGUUCGGCUUCGCACUCGUUAAAGGCCGUCUGCCUGCUAGUACCCAAAGCCGAACGACGAUCGACCUACGGGCGUUUAAAUCGCCCCGUUUAUGUUUCCUGGCUGUCGGCGUUUUCUCCUUCGAGUUCAUUAUUUUCGGCUGCGCAGCACUCCUCCCGACGUACGUCCGUUACGCGGGGCUCUCGCUCGACGUCCAGUUCUAUUCCCUCACGGUCCUGAACGCUAUGAGCUUCCUCGGGAGAGUCCUCCCCGGCUUCGCUGCCGACCUCGUCGGUCGAUUCAAUAUCCUCCUGUCAUUGGUAAUCAUGACCCUCAUUGUGAUGGCUGCCGUGUGGUUACCGUUCGGGUCACGCGACGACGCCACGCUGUAUGCGGUGGUGGCUAUCUUCGGGUUCGGUUCGGGCGGCUGGCUCUCGCUGGCGCCGGUGUGUGCAGGCCAACUGUGCAAGACCGAAGAAUAUGGGCGAUUCUACGGCACGAUCUACUGUGUUGCUGCAUUCGGUGUCCUGCUUACUGUUCCGGUUGGGGGAGAACUGCUCCAGUCGACUACGCCGCAGGUGCUUGUUGGGUUUUAUUCGGCGGUUUUGUUGAUGGGACUGGUAAGCAUUGCGUUAUCUAGAUGGGCUCUUCUGGAUUGGAAGUGGAGAUGGAAGGUUAAGGUGUAG